Molecule: messenger RNA, 753 nt
Organism: Aureobasidium subglaciale EXF-2481
Lineage: Eukaryota; Fungi; Ascomycota; Dothideomycetes; Dothideales; Saccotheciaceae
Exons: 1
Coding region: 1-753 (250 amino acids)
Molecular function (GO): O-methyltransferase activity; S-adenosylmethionine-dependent methyltransferase activity
Source: RefSeq, a predicted model, not a curated record
AUGACAGACAAACUCCAACAACAAGCCUCCGUCCCACCACGAGGAACCCGCCGUCCAGCCCCCGGACCAAAAUGGCUAGCCACAGACAUCUACACCCUCUCCCACCUCCAACCCCCUUCGGCCCCAAACCACUCCAUCCUCCACUCCACCCUCGAAAACUCCAACAACCAAGACCUACCCCCCAUUUACUCUUCUCGAGCUUUUGCAAAGUUUCUGGCUUUACAGGCAAAAGCGGUUAAUGCGAGACAUUGUCUUGAAGUGGGUACGCUGGGUGCUUUUGCGAGUAUUUGGUUGGCGAGUGUGAAUGAGGAGUUGAAGAUCACGACGUUGGAGUUUGAUCAUAAGCAUGCAGAGGUUGCGAGAGAGAAUAUCGAUAAUGCCGGCAUGGCGGGUCGUAUCACUGUCAUCGAAGGUCCAGCCAUCGAAACCCUUCCCACCGUACUCGCGGACAUUGAAGCCGGCAAGCUGGACAAAUUCGACAUGGUAUAUGUGGAUGCUGAUAAAGAAAACAACUGGAAUUACUUUGAUGCUGCUGUGAAGGGAUGUAGAAGAGGUGCUGUGGUUAUUGUGGAUAAUGUUGUCCAGGGGGGCUUGAUUGCUAGUCAGGACGAGGCGACUGAUAAACAGCAUCAUGUGGAGGGAGCAAAGACUGUUAUCGAGAACGCGGGUAAGGAUGAGAGGGUUAGUGCUACGGUGCUGCAGACUGUAGGAGAGGGCAGUCAUGAUGGAUUCCUCUAUGCCGUUGUCCUUUGA